CGGGCGGGCGGGCGGGCGGGAAGCGGCGGGGGCAGCGGGGCCGCCCCGCCUCCCUUCGGCGCUCCGGCGGCGGCCGGCGCAGGACAAUGGAAGAGGCGGCAGCGGCGGUAGUAGCGGCGGCAGCAGCGGCGGCGGCGGGGGGGCCCUGCCCGGCGGAUCGAACGGGGGCGGCGGCGCUGAGCGGGGAGAACGAGGCCGAGAGCCGGCAGGGCCCGGCGGAGCGCGGCGGGGAGGUGGCCCCGCUCAACCUGUUGGACACUUGCGGCGUGUGCGGGCAGCCCAUCCAGAGCCGGCGGCCCAAGCUGCUGCCCUGCCUCCACUCGGUCUGCCUCCGCUGCCUGCCGCAGCCCGACCGCUACCUCAUGCUGCCCCCCGCCAUCCCCUCCUCGGCCGCCGGCACCCCGAAGGAGCUGCAGCCGCCGGCGCCCCCCUCCUCGCCCGUCUCUUCGCCGGCCUCACCCCUGCACUGCACGCCCGUCGGUGUUAUCCGCUGUCCAAUUUGUGGUCAGGAAUGUGCAGAGAGACACAUCAUAGAUAACUUUUUUGUGAAGGAUACCACAGAGGUUCCCAGUAGCACAGUAGAGAAAUCAAAUCAGGUCUGCACAAGCUGUGAAGAUAAUGCAGAAGCUAAUGGGUUUUGUGUGGAAUGUGUAGAAUGGUUGUGCAAGACCUGCAUCAGAGCUCACCAGAGGGUUAAAUUCACAAAGGAUCAUACUGUAAGACAGAAAGAGGAAGUAUCUCCAGAAGCAGUUGGUGUGACCAGUCAGCGACCUGUGUUUUGCCCUUAUCACAAAAAGGAGCAGUUGAAGUUGUAUUGUGAAACCUGUGACAAGUUGACCUGCCGAGACUGUCAGUUACUAGAGCACAAAGAGCACAGGUACCAGUUUAUAGAAGAAGCUUUUCAGAACCAGAAAGUGAUCAUUGAGACACUAAUCACCAAAUUAAUGGAGAAGACUAAAUACAUAAAAUAUACAGGGAAGCAGAUCCAAAACAGAAUUCUUGAAGUGAAUCAGAAUCAAAAGCAGGUGGAACAGGAUAUUAAAGUUGCCAUAUUUACACUGAUGGUAGAAAUAAAUAAAAAGGGAAAAGCUCUACUGCAUCAGUUGGAGACUCUGGCAAAAGAGCAUCGGAUGAAACUUCUGCAGCAACAACAGGAAGUGGCAGGUCUCUCUAAACAGCUGGAACAUGUCAUGAAUUUUUCCAAAUGGGCAGUUUCCAGUGGGAGCAGCACAGCACUACUGUACAGCAAACGCUUGAUUACAUAUCGACUACGGUAUCUUCUCCGAGCAAGGUGUGAUGCUUCACCGGUGACUAACAAUACCAUCCAGUUUCACUGUGAUCCUAGCUUCUGGGCUCAAAACAUUUUCAAUCUAGGUUCUUUGGUAAUUGAAGAUAAAGAAACCCCACCACAUAUGCCCAAGAGCCCCGUGAUGGAAACAAACUUACAGCCACCAGGCAGCUUACCUUCAAACCAGCUGUCUAAGUUUCCAACACAGAUAAGCUUAGCUCAGCUCCGACUUCAGCACAUGCAGCAACAGGUCAUGGCUCAGAGACAGCAAGCUCAACGCAGAGCAGGUCCAGUAGGUUUACCAAAUCCAAGAAUGCCAGGAGCCAUGCAGCAGCCUCCUGCUUCUCAUCAGCAGGCACCUCCGCGCUUGAUUCAUUUUCAAAAUCAUAGCUCCAAGUCCAAUGGUUCAGCUCUUCCUGCACAACAGAUGAGAUUUCCCCAAAAUCAGAACCUACCAAGGCAAGCAAUAAAGCCCAGCCCAUUGCAAAUGGCAUUCUUGGCACAGCAAGCGAUAAAACAGUGGCAGAUCGGUAGUGGACAAACUUCAACUGCCCUUUCAACCGCUAGCAGCACAACAUCUACUCCCUCCAGCCCCACAGUCACUAGUGCUGUAGGAUGUGAUGGGAAGACAUAUGGUCCCCCUGUGAUAGAUUUGAGUUCUCCAGUGGGAAGCUCCUACAAUCUACCAUCUCUUCCUGAUAUUGAUUGUUCAGGAAACAUCACACUGGAUAAUGUUGUAAGGAAGGAUGGCACUGCAGAGCAGAAUCAGCCAAAACCCCCUUCGAACAGAACUGUGCAGUCACCAAAUUCAUCAGUACCAUCACCAGGCCUCUCAGGAGGAGUCAGUGUGACAAAUAUACACCCUCCAAUUCGUUCACCCAGUGCCUCCAGUGUUGGGAGCAGAGAGAGUUCUGGCUCCUCCAGCAGGCCACCAGGAGCUGAUUCUACACACAAAGUCCCAGUUGUUAUGUUGGAGCCGAUCAGAAUUAAACAGGAGUCAAGUGCACCAAAUGAGAACUUUGAUUUCCCAAUUGUUAUAGUGAAGCAGGAAACGGAUGAGGAAUCCCGGCCUCGGAAUGCGACCUUUUCAAGAAGCAUACUUACUUCAUUGCUGUUAGAUAGCAAUCAUAAUUCCAAUUCUGAUGAAGCUGUCUUAAGAACAGAUGCACCGGACAGCACAGGUGAUCAGCCAGGGAUACUGCAGGAGAACACAUCCAGUGGGAAGACAGGAUGGAUAGGUUCCUCCCACAUCGGGGAGGGCAGAAAAGAGGAUGAUCCCAACGAAGACUGGUGUGCAGUAUGUCAAAAUGGAGGGGAGCUCCUUUGCUGUGAGAAGUGUCCCAAAGUAUUCCAUCUUUCUUGUCAUGUUCCUACAUUGAUGAGCUUUCCAAGUGGAGAGUGGAUUUGUACAUUCUGUCGGGAUUUGUCCAAGCCAGAAGUUGAAUAUGACUGUGAUAAACCCACUCACAGCUCUGAAAAAAGAAAAUUGGAAGACACUGUGGGUUUGGCGCCAAUAGACCGCAGGAAGUGUGAAAGGCUGCUGCUGUACCUCUACUGUCAUGAAAUGAGUCUUGCUUUUCAAGAUCCAGUUCCUCCCACAGUUCCUGAUUACUACAAAAUAAUCAAAAAGCCUAUGGACUUGUCAACCAUCAAGAAAAGACUUGAAGAGACCAAUUCAUUCUACACAAAGCCGGAAGAUUUUGUGGCCGAUUUCAGACUGAUUUUCCAAAACUGUGCUGAAUUUAAUGAGCCUGAUUCAGAAGUGGCCGAUGCCGGCAUGAAACUUGAAGCGUACUUUGAAGAACUUCUAAGCAACCUUUAUCCUGAGAGAAAGUUCCCUGUACAAUCCAACUGCCAGAGUGAAAAAGAUAAUCCAGAACUUACUGAUGAGUCAGAUGAUGACUUUGUACAGCCCCGGAAAAAACGCCUCAAAGGAGAAGACCGUCAGUUGCUUAAAUGAGCUGCAUGUGUUACAAUGGAACGUUUUUUAAAAACUAAGAAUAUUUAUCACUGUUAGUUGCAAAAAGGGGAAAAAUCAUGACUGCUUUGACUUGUAGGUUUGUGGAUAUUUACUAGACUUUCUAUCCCUUGUCUGAAACACAAAUCUAAUGGAGAUCAGGGCAUGUGGAAAGCUUCUCUGAAGUUCCAAACUUUCAUUGUACUUCUGGAGCAGCACAGAAAUUGCCAUUUGCGUGGGGUGACAGCUGUUUAACUUUACUUUGAGGAAGAAAAGAAGUUUGUAUAGAAUUGAACUUUGAAACAUUACAUGGGUUCAACAUGUGGCUUCCUGAGUUUGAAGAAAAUGUGAUCUCACCAGACUUAUAAUUUUACCAAAGGCAUGUGGCUGGCCAUAAUUUGAUUUCUUUGUACUGUAUUUAACACAAGCCAUGACAACAGAUGGUGUAAUAUUAUUGUCCUGCAAUACUGACUGGUACAAUUAAAGUGUAGUUGCCCCCAAAGAAGUUGCUGGUAAUUUUAAAAUGUAAGGGAGAGUGUAUUAAAAAUAACUUAAAAAGAAAAACAAAAAAGGAAUUUGUUUGAGAGUUUUUAAUGAAGGAAGUUAAAGACAGAAUACUUUGGUUUGUGCCGUUUUUCUCACCACCAGCAAGAAACAGUGGUAUUCCUGUACUAUUUUGUUUAACAGGUGUCUCAAGUUUGAUGUACCUCUGUUUAAUGGAGUUGAUGACAAAGUCUCGAGGGGAAAAAUGUUUGCUUGUAACUAUCACUCAGUCUUUGUGUGUGUUUAGAGAGGGGAUAAAGUAUCCUUUCUGUCCACAAGGAGCUCUUGUUGUUUUUCCAAAUUUCUAAAUAUAUUGUUGUCAGUAUGCAACCAGUAUUGUUAUUCACUUGGAAGUACACAAGUUUGAAGAGAUGGAGGAAAAAAGAAAAGAUAUUGCUCUUCAACCCUUCAUCUGCCCCUGUUAAAAUCACCAGAAGGUGAGGACAAAUUACCUUUUUUGUUCUGUCGACUUUCCAGAAGCACUGACAACAAUAUAGAUGGUUGUUUCUGCCCUCAAAGAUUGCAGAGUUAGAGAAGUAUUUGUCUAUGGUUGCUGAAGCUGUUGGUUUACACUCUUCAUCUAUGUCACCUUAAAUGAAAACUGAGGUUUUGGGUGAGCAGGCAGUCUUUUGUAUUAAUUGAGCUCUGCUUGUGCCAGAAUUUUGCAGAUGCAAUUGUGAAGACAUGCGAGUGUACACAGGCCUGCUUUUGACUUGCUUUGUAGCCCUGAUGUGGUGCUGUGGAUAGAUCAUCGAAGAGACUAGAUAAAAGUGCUGCUUGUGCCUCCCUGCUGUGUACAUAUGUGCUCAGAAAAAGGCCCUUUUUUUGCCUCUCACCAGAUGAGAUACUACCCACCUGUCUUUGUCAUAGGGUGGCACUGCCCACUUAAAUGUAGUGGACACUUCAAAAGAACACUCAGUUGUGUUUGCAGCAGCCCUUUGACAUAGCUUUUGAAAUGCCAUGGUCACAUGGUUGAUUUUUAAGCUGCCCAGAGUAAUGCAUUUAUUUUCCCCUUUUCCUUAUUUUCUGUUUUGUUUGGGUUUGGGGGUGGGGGUGGGGGUUGGGGGGUGUUUUGUUUUUUGUGCGGUUUUUAUCACCUGAAGAGAGUUGCUUAUAGCAGGAGUUCUACUAUCCCAGAGUACCAGAAAAAAAGGAAGAGAGGUGAAGGAACAGAACAAGAUGGUGAGGGAGACCAUUCUAACAAAACAGGUGUGAUCAGUGCACACUACAGUAGCACAGACUUAAGAAAUAAGAGACACUGCCAUUGCAACAUUUGAAGUCUUAAAGAUCUAGCAAUGCCUAGAAGUCCUAGAUACCUUGUUCACCAAGUUUAACAGUGCUUCCAGAGGAAGGUGCUCUGUGGUUCUCCAGACCGUAAGUUGCAAGCACAGAUUUAUUAGGAGGCUUAGUGCAUUUAGAGGUGAAGUUAAACACCUAUACAGCUUCAGACUAAAGUUGUUCUCCCAAUGGAAAAUAUUGGGGAGAGGAGUGUGUCCAGUUACUUAUCUGUCUGCUGUAAACUGUUUGAAAAUGUCUCUGUUUAAAUAAUCCACUGGAAAAAUCUGA
Messenger RNA from Harpia harpyja (harpy eagle), 5354 nucleotides. It is a transcript of the gene TRIM24, whose product is annotated as tripartite motif containing 24. Lineage: Eukaryota; Metazoa; Chordata; Aves; Accipitriformes; Accipitridae. Gene Ontology annotation, molecular function: protein binding; zinc ion binding. The transcript has 19 exons. The record is from RefSeq and is a predicted model, not a curated record. The coding region runs from base 87 to 3248 and encodes 1053 amino acids.